GAGAUGAGAAGCCUCGGCGGACCAUUCUGGCUUGUGGAUUGUGCUUCGGUAGUGCCCAGCGCCAUCGUUCCGAAAAGCGCCUGCCACCGUGCAUACGCCUACGAGCGAGCGACGGAGGCGCUGCACGCACAGCUGGCGCCGAAAGACUGGACCGAAGUGCAUGCUGGAGGCGACGCAAAUGCGCCUUUGGACUUCGAGCUUCCUGCAGCUGUAGACCUGAGGACAGCGGAUGUCGAGGCUCUUCUGAAAGACAUGGAAGUGGACAUGUCCGUGGCUCCCGUGGCGCACACGCGUGGUGGCAGUGCAGAGGGCUAUGCCCGUUGGAGCAGCUGGGUGGAUGGAGGUGGCCUCAAGACUUAUGCCAAGCGACGUAACGAGUCCCUGGAUGUGCGCGGCGUUUCCCGCAUGAGCGCCUUUCUGAACACUGGCAUGGUGAGCCCCAUGAGGAUCGCUCGGCUUGCGUUUGCCGGCAGUGGCGCAGGCAAAGGAAAGUUCCUGAAUGAGUUUCUCACAUGGCGAG
Symbiodinium pilosum is the source of this 520-nucleotide messenger RNA. NCBI's taxonomy places the organism in Eukaryota, Dinophyceae, Suessiales, Symbiodiniaceae. The record is from the annotation of a GenBank genome assembly.